AAGGCUGAGAGCACUGUGGAUUCCUGAUAUCAGCUUGUUUCCCUGUUUUCCACUUGUGUCUGUGCGAUGAGGACCCAGCUGACUCUUCACGUUUCCACUCCUGUGAGGCACAGCCUCACUCUGACCAAAGUGGCCGGGACCCCCAUUUAUCUCAAGCUGGAUUCAUCUCAGCCAACAGGAUCCUUUAAGAUCAGGGGCAUCGGUCACCUCUGCAAAACUUGGGCAGAGAGAGGAUGUGAGCGAUUUGUCUGCUGUUCAGGAGGAAAUGCUGGCAUGGCUGCUGCUUAUUCUGCACGCCAGCUCGGUGUACCUGCAAUCAUAGUGGUCCCGAGUGUCACCCCAAACCGAACAGUGGAGAGGCUGAAGGACGAGGGAGCAAACGUCAUCAUUCAUGGCAAGUCUCUGAAUGAUAGUAUUGAACACGGCCAGCAGCUCGUAGCAAACAACCCAGGCUGGAUAUUCGUCUCUCCCUUUGAUGACCCGCUCAUAUGGGAGGGCCACACAUCUCUGGUGAAGGAGCUGGAGUGUGACCUUAAAGAGAAGCCUGGAGCCAUUGUGCUGUCGGUGGGAGGCGGAGGUUUGCUCAACGGAGUGGUGGAGGGACUCCGUCGCGCCGGCUGGUCUGAUGUGCCCAUCGUAGCCAUGGAAACCGUGGGAGCACACAGCCUCAAUGCAGCCGUGAAAGCUGGGGAGCUUGUCACUUUACCAGCCAUAACAAGUGUGGCAACCACUCUGGGCCUGGUGAGGGUUUCUGCGCAGACCUUCAAACUGGUGAACGAGCACAUGGUUUUUUCUGAAGUUGUCACUGACCAGGAGGCGGUGGAAGCUGUUGAACGCUUUGUGGAUGAUGAGAAGAUCCUGGUGGAGCCUGCCUGCGGAGCCGCUCUGGCAGCUGUGUACAGCAACAUUAUCAAAAGGCUGCAGGGUGAGGGCAAGCUGGCACCACGGCUGGGUCCGGUGGUUGUUGUUGUGUGUGGCGGCAACAACAUCAGCAUGGAGCAGCUCCAGCAGCUAAAGAAGCAGCUUGGCAUCGUCUAGUGGCACUUGGGCCCUCUUGACCUUUUCUUUCUUUCUCU
Nematolebias whitei (Rio pearlfish) is the source of this 1076-nucleotide messenger RNA. RefSeq names its product L-serine dehydratase/L-threonine deaminase-like. Bases 67 to 1038 code for a protein of 323 amino acids. The transcript is spliced from 8 exons. The record is from RefSeq and is a predicted model, not a curated record. Gene Ontology annotation, biological process: L-serine catabolic process; L-threonine catabolic process. Gene Ontology annotation, molecular function: pyridoxal phosphate binding; L-serine ammonia-lyase activity; threonine deaminase activity. NCBI's taxonomy places the organism in Eukaryota, Metazoa, Chordata, Actinopteri, Cyprinodontiformes, Rivulidae.